AUGACAGCAGAGCUUCAGUGGCGUCGACGAUGGAAGCCAGACUUGAAAUCUUCCCCGUGGAAACCUUUAGAGCAAGUAGAUAUACAAGAUGCUAGAGAUACUUCGCAGAAAUACUUGAUGAAAACCAAGUUUGACGACCGUUCGUGUGAAUUGUUGGUCACAGAUCUCUCACACUUUUGGUAUGAGAAACUUACAGAGGAUGCCUUGAAGAAGCGAGUUGCAAAACAGAAUCCAAGCAUCGAGGCACCUCUACCAAAAAUACUUGAUCACAUACAGAGCAGUCUACAAAAGCCUGGAAAAGAAACGCAGCUUUCUCUGACUCACCAAAAUGAUAGAAUUAUUUUGAAGGUCAACUCUUUGUUGGCUGGCAUGCCCUUUCACUUUAGCUUCCAGGCUGAACUUGCUGACCAAGAAAUGGGUCGGGAACAUUUAACAAUCCCUCUGAUGGCAAUGGUUGGGGAGUUGUACAGACAGCAGCAGGAGCUCUUUCGCUUGCUUGCCUUGAAGGACAAACAGAUUGAUGAUUAUAAAUCCCAGGGAGCAACAGUUUCCAGAAAGUACUUAGAAACAGCUCCUUUUGAUGAAGUUGCAUUUCAUAAUAGCAUGGCGACUUCAAAGGGCUUCGAGGAAGAAGUAAAAACAUUUGGUGAAAAGGCUUUCACUUCCUUGGGGCAAGAUUUAUACCGAGAAAUCUCCACUAAAAGAGCAUGGCUUCUGAGCUCUCCUGUUAAAGAUGGAGAUGUUGAAGUCGAUGAAACCUCCGAAAGUGUUGGAGCCCCUGGGGGUCCCAGCGUGGAAUCUUGGUCAAAUCGACUGCCCACAUCCUUAGUUCAGAGAAACACUUCUCCAAAUAAACAGCCAUCAUCCAGUAAUAGUUCCCCGGCAAAAAGUCCAGCGUCAUCAAAAGGAUCAAGUACAGAAGAAACACCUACAAAG
Molecule: messenger RNA, 936 nt
Organism: Candidula unifasciata
Lineage: Eukaryota; Metazoa; Mollusca; Gastropoda; Stylommatophora; Geomitridae
Source: the annotation of a GenBank genome assembly